Messenger RNA from Striga asiatica, 822 nucleotides. Lineage: Eukaryota; Viridiplantae; Streptophyta; Magnoliopsida; Lamiales; Orobanchaceae. The record is from the annotation of a GenBank genome assembly.
AUGCUUAUUCAAGCGCACCAAUUCAAAAGAUCAAAUGAAGACCCACAGACGAAAAUCAAAUUCCGCAUAUCAACGUUGACCUCGCAAAAAUUUGAGCUUCAGCUCAAGCCAAAUCGUAGAUCUGCCAGCCACAGCCAGCAAGCAGAUGCAGAUGGAGCAGAUUCAUGUAUUCUGAGCACGGAACGACACCGUUCCUUUAUGGGCUUGCUGUUGGGCUCUAAGGUUUGGGCUGGAAGAGUGCAUGUGGCUCAGUGGCCUUUUAGUUUGGGCCUGUUGUCUGCACUAUGCAUCUCUACUAGUGAAGUUCAAGUAUCCCUUUCAGAAAUCAAUCGAGGCUUUUUGAGUGAUAUGUUAGGCCCAAGCUUCAAUCUAAUCACAACAAUUAUUGGAUUUGUUCUGAGUGCAGCUUUUAUUGUCUUUGUCUUCACAAGACUGAUAUGUGUGAGGCUACGCUCGAUUGAGGCUCGUCAAUUGUUAGAAGUCGGCUCACUGGAGCUGGCAAGAUGUGAGAUUAUUAACGGCAUUGAACCAGCCGUAGUCGAUUCAAUCCCGAGAGAAAAGUUCGAUUAUGAAGCAUUCGGUUCGAGGGGAGAUUCACAAUGCACAAUAUGCUUGGUAGAGUAUGAAGAGAGGGAAUCCCUUGGAAUAAUACCGAUAUGCGGCCAUAGUUUUCAUCUUUCGUGCAUCGAUGCAUGGCUUUCGAAACGAUCGACUUGUCCAAUUUGUCGUCUUUCAGUACAACAAGAUGUCUGAACAAAACGUGCGUUUUCAACAUGAGUUUUUUUGUUGCUUUCUUCAUAUGCAAUAACGAGUCUGGCUCGG